UCAGAGGAAUAUAGCAGGGAUGGUAUAUCAGUAGGAGUCAACCUAAGGUGUAUGACACUCCGCGUUAAAGAUACCUGCCACGUCUUCAGAACUUCGUAUACGAUCUCUGUAUAGAUAUCUCAACCACUGUUCAGGACCGCAUCACUCCACGAAAACAACCUUCGCUCUGAUGUGAGGCUCCUGUCCGACCGGCGAGUACCAGAACGAAUCUCCUGUGUCUUUAAUUAUAGAUAGAGAGACUGUGGCAACGGUGCCGCUCUGACAGCUGAACACGGAAAUAGCUAGCUAAAAGUAUUGCAGCAUUUUUACAUCACUCUGUCGACUCGUUGCUGGCUGAUCAUCUAUAGCUGCACCUACUUUUAUACCCGUAAUUUAGACGGACUUUGACUAUUUCUGUUGUCUACAGUCACGAGCACGACUAGGCUACAUACUACAUGUUUGUAACAAAAGGUUAGUAUUGUUUAACUCCAUAAAACUGUGUUGGGUAUCAGCAUGGGCUUCACAUUAUCUGUGAUAUGCACAGUGUUGUAUACCUGUCUGGAUUUGUUCAUCACUACAGUCCUAUACGCACAGGGGUCACACUUGAGCAUAUUCAGAAAAGAUGCUACGAACUUUGACAUCCUCCAGUCAGCACUGGACCUCUGGGGGACUGCACUACUGAGAGCCUCCAUCCUACUGGGAGCCUCCAUAGGGGUGUCAUUGAAUAGGAGAGAUGGCCCAUUGAGGGUAGCCCAACUCACCAUCAUCGUUCUCUUCCUCUGUCUGGUUGUUAUCACUUACACUUUGGCCAAGAUGCUGAUGUUAAUCGAGCUGGCUCCUUUGAAGCAUCAGCCAUGGUUUCUGGGCCUGGUUUGUUGGACUUGUGCCUCCUGUAUAGGUGUCAUGCUGCUCUGGAAGCUGCUAGGGAGGAAGUCCAACACAACAAGCCUUCACAUCAACUGCAACAGGGAGGAUGAAGGAGGCUUUGAGGACACAGAAAGGCUGGUGGAGGUGGAUGCUGAGGAAGAGGGGGAUUGUGAAACGAAAAAGAAGGUAAAAAAGGAGGACAAGACGAGCACUGGGGCAACGCUGGGACGUCUGCUGGCAUACUGCAAAAAGGACGGAGGGCUGCUGUCAGUGGCCGUCCUUUUUCUCGUGAUCUCUGCUGUGUGUGAAGCCUUCAUACCCCUCUACUAUGGGAAAGCAAUAGACAGCAUUGUGUCUGACAGGAGCAUGGAGCAUUUUGCCAAGCCUGUGAUCAUGCUGUCAGUACUGGCCUUAACCAGCUCAAUUGCAAUGGGGGUACGUGGAGGAGUCUUCACACUGACUUUUGCAAGAUUAAAUCUUCGGCUAAGGAACAAUCUCUUCAGAACUCUGAUGAGGCAGGAAAUUGCCUUUUUUGAUGAAAACCAUACAGGUGACAUAAUUUCCCGUCUGUCAGCUGACACCACCCAGGUCAGUGACCUCAUCUCACAGAAUGUUAAUAUCUUCAUGCGAAGCACCAUCAAGGGCGUGGGCUUCUUCAUCUUCAUGUUUGGGAUGUCCUGGAAGCUUACACUAGUGACCAUUAUGGGAUUCCCUUUCAUUGCCCUCAUAUCCAACCUUUAUGGCGAUUACUACAAGAAAUUGACCAAAGAGGUGCAAACAACCCUUGCAGAAGCAAAUAAAGUUGCAGAAGAAACCAUUUCGGCCAUGAGGACAGUGCGAAGCUUUGCCAAUGAAUGUGGGGAGGCCGACAACUACUAUGCCAAGCUGCUGGUAAUGUUCCAGCUAAAUAAAAAACAAGCCCUGGCCUAUGCUUGCUACAUGUGGUCCAGCUGUAUCUCAGAGCUCGCCUUAGAGGUAGCUGUUCUCUAUUAUGGUGGUCACCUGGUAGUAACCAAUCAGAUGACUAGCGGUGCCUUGUUAUCUUUUUUCAUAUAUAUGCUUGAACUGGGAGAAUGUCUGGAGAAUAUUGCAUCAGUUUACACUGGACUCAUGCAAGGAGUUGGAGCAGCCGAGAAGGUUUUUGAGUACCUGGACAGAAAACCAAAACACCCAGCUAAUGGCACAGAAGCUCCUGACCUUCAAACUGGUCUAGUUGAAUUUAAAAACAUCACAUUUGCCUACCCAACUCGCCCUGAAACUCCAAUUCUGAAGGAUGUGUCAUUUACUCUUCGGUCUGGAGAAGUGACGGCCCUUGUGGGAACUUCUGGCAGCGGAAAGAGUACUUGUGUAAAUCUGCUGGAAAACUUCUACCCUCCUUUAGAAGGCCAAGUGCUACUAGACGGGAAACCUGUUCAGAUUUUCCAGCAUGACUAUCUCCACUCCAAGGUAGCUCUUGUGGGCCAGGAGCCUGUUCUGUUUGCCCGAACUGUUAAGGAGAACAUCACCUAUGGCCUGACUGACAUCCCUAUGGAGUCUGUAGUGGAGGCUGCUAUUAAAGCCAAUGCUCAUGAUUUCAUCACUUCCUUCCCUAAAGGCUAUGAGACAAUUGUUGGUGAGAAAGGCACCCACUUGUCUGGAGGGCAGAAACAGAGGGUGGCAAUUGCAAGAGCUCUCAUCCGUAAUCCUCGUGUUCUUAUUCUUGACGAGGCUACCAGUGCCCUGGAUGCAGAGAGUGAACACUUAGUUCAGCAGGCUCUGAACAAACUGAUGCAAGAACGCACAGUACUGGUGAUUGCCCAUCGGCUAAGCACAGUGGAAAAGGCAGACAAUAUAAUUGUGAUCGACAAAGGUCAGGUUGCUGAGCAGGGGUCUCACAGUCAGCUGAUGGCAAGUGGGGGACUGUAUAACAAGCUGGUGCAGAGGCAGGUCCUUGGCAUGGAGACAGAUCUUCAAGUACUGGACACUCCAAAAAACCAAGGCUGGAAGUCAGAUGGUGCAGGACAACAAAGAAGACGAGGCAGCAGCAGCACCAGCGAGUCUGAGUGCAGUAUGCGCUAUUGAGGAUAGAUGCUGGACUGUCUAAAACUGAAAUGCACUGUUAACUCAAUACUUCUGAAGGUUGAUCAGAGUUAUUGACUUGAGACUAAAUGUACUGUUUAAGAAAUAUAUGCUGCUAUUUCAAUUAAACUCAU
Messenger RNA from Cheilinus undulatus (humphead wrasse), 3038 nucleotides. It is a transcript of the gene abcb9, whose product is annotated as ATP-binding cassette, sub-family B (MDR/TAP), member 9. The transcript has 11 exons. Gene Ontology annotation, cellular component: membrane. Gene Ontology annotation, molecular function: ABC-type oligopeptide transporter activity; ATP binding; ATP hydrolysis activity. The coding region runs from base 493 to 2907 and encodes 804 amino acids. Gene Ontology annotation, biological process: transmembrane transport. The record is from RefSeq and is a predicted model, not a curated record. NCBI's taxonomy places the organism in Eukaryota, Metazoa, Chordata, Actinopteri, Labriformes, Labridae.